UGGCAGCCAGUGUUGGGGUCUCUAGUUGAUUUCAAAGCAAACUAUAACCUUUAAAAUUACACAUAAUAAAAUUAUUAAUUUCUGUAAAAAAAAUCAUGGUAUUUCUAACGUCAAAUUUAUCGGUUCGAUCUAGAGGACCAGAUGAAUUCUGGCGAAAACGUAAAAUAUUUGAAAUUGCUGCUCAUUUUAUAGGUAGAAAAAGAAAUUGUUAUUCAUUGGCUAUUAGAGCUGUUCAUAGAUCCUUAAUGUUUGCUACCAAAGGACGAAAAUUAAAAAAAGACGAUAUGCGAGAGCUUUGGGUAACAAGAUGUAAUGCAGCUUUGGUCCAACAUGAUAUGGAUCCAAAAACAUUUACCGAAGGCUUAAGUAGAUGUAAUAUUUUAUUAAAUUAUAAAAAUUUAGCUGAUUUAGCUUGUUGGGAACCAAGAACAUUUAAAUCUCUAGUAGCUAUUGCAGCUGCUAGAGCACAACAAGAUGGAUUUUAUAAAAAUAAAAGUACAAUAUUAGAGUCGACUACUACUAUAUCAGAUGGUUUAAUAGAAUAAAAUAGAUGAAAGGUAUAAUAUUUA
Messenger RNA from Polistes dominula (European paper wasp), 569 nucleotides. RefSeq names its product mitochondrial ribosomal protein L20 (gene mRpL20). Gene Ontology annotation, biological process: translation. Gene Ontology annotation, cellular component: ribosome. NCBI's taxonomy places the organism in Eukaryota, Metazoa, Arthropoda, Insecta, Hymenoptera, Vespidae. The record is from RefSeq and is a predicted model, not a curated record. Gene Ontology annotation, molecular function: rRNA binding; structural constituent of ribosome.